Eurytemora carolleeae is the source of this 1419-nucleotide messenger RNA. RefSeq names its product innexin inx2. Lineage: Eukaryota; Metazoa; Arthropoda; Copepoda; Calanoida; Temoridae. Gene Ontology annotation, cellular component: gap junction; plasma membrane. Bases 61 to 1335 code for a protein of 424 amino acids. The record is from RefSeq and is a predicted model, not a curated record. The transcript has 17 exons. Gene Ontology annotation, molecular function: gap junction channel activity.
CUGGUUCACCCAGAUAAAUAAUAGUACAUGAGUGAGAAGCAGUAAUACGUUAACUUCAUCAUGUAUGGGGUAUUAAGUGGUCUAAGUGUACUGUUGGAGCUAGAUGAAGUCAAGACUGAUAAUUACAUGCUAAGGCUUCAUUAUGUUGCAUGUGUAUCAAUUCUAGUUGGUUACAGUGCUAUAAUAACAGUAAAUACUUAUGCUGGAGAUCCCAUUGAUUGUCUAACAUCUCAUCCUCAAGCCCCAGGUUUAGAUUUCCUUGAUUCUUUUUGCUAUAUUCAUGGAACAGAAACACUGGCAUGGAAUAUAGAGGGAGCAGGGCCAAAAUCUAAUAAGAGUGUGGUAGAGAUGGACUGUGGUAGUGAAGAAGAAUGUGGCAGAAAGCACUCCUAUUAUCAAUGGGUUGCAAUUGUUAUUCUAUUUCAGGCUGGUCUAUUCUACCUACCCCGGUAUAUUUGGUACGGAUGGGAAGGUGGUCAAAUGAUGAACAUGAUUGGAACUCUGGCAAAACAACCCAAAUUCUUUAUUGAUGCUGAACCAGAUAACUGCGGGAUAAUUGAACUGGGAAAUGUUUUAAACCUAACAUCAUCUGGAUGUGAAAGAACAGAGGGUCUUGCUAAGCUGUAUUUGAAUGGUUUGGGUUCAAAUCGAUUUUACAUCUGUAAAUUUUCAAUCAUUGAGAUGCUAAGCCUUAUAGUUGCUUGGUUACAGUAUCUGAUAUCUGAUGGAUUUCUGGAUGGAGCAAUGUCUAAACAUGGACUAUCCUUAUUCCAGGAUAUUCUUCAAGUUGAAUCUAAAAGAACUGAUAUGCUUGAAUGGUCCCUUCCUAUACGCUCAAGAUGUGAGUACAGUCAGUUUGGAUCAGCUGGAAACAAAAUAACUGUAGAUGCCCUUUGUGUACUCCCCAAUAAUGUACUGCACCAGAAAUUUUUUGUUUUCUGGGGAAUUUGGUUGGUUGGAGUCAUACUGUACACUUCGAUACACAUGCUGGGGAGAGCUCUGCUCUUCUUUAUACCAGCUUUCCGUCUCUUCGUAGCGACAUCUCUCUGGGCAGAAUCUGAAAACAAAACUGGAAGCCAGAAAGUCUUAAAAUAUAUCUUUCAAAAUAUCAGUUACUCUGACUGGCAAAUCUUGACUUUUAUACAUGGAAAUCUGGCGACCUAUAAUUUUAUGCUUUUCCUGGAGGAUCUAUCAUAUCAUUACUAUCAGGAAAAUGCGCAAGAACGGGUUUUCCUGAAAGCUCUAGGAUUGGUUCAACACAAAACCCCCAACGAGAAGAGUGUUGAAAAAGCUGAGUAUUUGCAGGAAUCCGAAAAUCCUGAAUACUUUAUUUGAUAAUUCUUGUAAAAGUGAUCAAAAAAUAAAUACAUAAAAUUCAUAUCUACAUACAUCAUAAAAUACAACAUUUUGAGAAUUCAA